AAGAAGGACACCUCUAUAUAUUAAUGGACACUUAUGAAGCAAGCUGUCCUGUGAGAUCUAGAGACAUGACCACCCAAUGAUUAAAGAUUCACCGUUUCAACUUACCAACAAUGCUGGCUUUUGCUUGGUUAAAAUUGAUUCUGUCUGCCAAGAGAUACGUUGGACAACUGCUGGACGGUUGCUGGUACCUAGGAAAAAUAAAUGUCUGGGAGUACCAGGGAAAACUGUAGGGAGUGAUGUGAGCUUCUAUGAUUGUGAUGAAACAAGCGAACUCCAAAGGUGGGAAUGCAAGAAUGAAACGGUUCUCGCCCUCCAAGGCGAACAGCUUUAUGUUGAGCUCAAAGCAGAUAACAAUGCGGUACUGUCGAAAGCAGCAGGACCCAACAGCCAACUCAAAAUUUCAGGGACAUCUAGCGGAGCUUGCACAAGAACAUACAGAGAACUUUACACAAUUGAAGGAAAUGCAGCAGGAAGGCCCUGCAUGUUCCCUUUCCUAUAUAAAAACCAGUGGUACUCAAGUUGUACUUUGACCGACUCUGUAAAUAACCGUCCUUGGUGUGCUGUUGAAACUAAAUAUGAGCAUGAGACCUGGGGCUUUUGUCCAACAAACGCUAAGGACAACUGGAUCCAACACCCAACAAGCAAAGCAGUUUAUCAGCUGAACCUGGAGUCCGCUUUGACCUGGUCAGAGGCUGAAAGAAGCUGUAAGCAGCAGAGCGCCUCCUUGCUCAGCAUCAUCGAUCCUCACGAGCAGGCUUAUAUCACAGCGCUGCUCGAGCCGGGAGGUACCCCACAAGGAUACAAACUGUGGACUGGGCUCACUCUGGAGUCAGAACAUGGCUGGAAAUGGUCUAAUGGGAACCCUUUUCGUUACCUUAACUGGGAUUCAGGACACCCACUUCACAAUCCAGGAUAUAGCUGUGGAAUGAUGGAUGGUGUUUUGAGGUACUCUUGGCAAAGUUCAAAAUGCAACAAGAAACUGGGCUACAUCUGCUACAGUAAAGGAGUCCUGGCUUCUCCAACUGAGAGUCCUGACACUGGAUUCUGUUCAGCACCAUGGAUUCCGUACAAUGGCCACUGCUUCCAACUGUAUCGUAAUAAAAUAAGCUGGUCUGAUGCUCAGUUAGCUUGUCGUAAGGAUGGGGGAGACCUUGUAAGCAUCCGCAAUGUGGAGGACCAAAGUUUUGUCAUCUCUCAGCUAGGAUAUGCCUCAGCUGAUGAGCUCUGGAUUGGACUAAAUGACAGGAAAACAGAAGGCCUGUUUGACUGGAGUGACCACACCACAGUCAGCUUCACCAGCUGGGAGUUUGGAAGACCAGCUGUUGCUACGAACCAAGAGGAUUGUGUUCUCAUUAGGGGAGAGGGUGGAAAUUGGUCAGACCGUGACUGUAAGGAGAAACAUGGCUUUAUUUGUAUGAAAACCAGUGCUUCUGAACCAUCUGGGGCUGAAGUACCGAAGGACGAAGGAUGCAAAACUAGUUGGAAAAGAUACGGUUCCUACUGUUACUUUAUUGGUACUGAGAUAAAGACUUUUGAAGAAGCAAAAGCAGACUGUGAAAGAUCAAAUUCCUACUUGGCAGAUGUUUCAACCAGGAUGGAUAAUGCCUUCUUAGUCAGUUUGGUGGGCCUGAGAUCAGAGAAACAUUUCUGGUUGGGACUUUCAAACCAGAAGAACCGAGACAUUUUUGAGUGGACCAACACGGUAUCUGUGAGAUAUACUCACUGGAACGGUGAAAUGCCAGGCCACAACCAGGGUUGUGUCGCGAUGGCAACUGGUGGUUCUGCAGGCCUCUGGGACGUGUUGCCUUGUACCAAUAGAGAGAAAUACAUCUGCAAACAUCUGGCCGAGGGGGCAGUUGUGCCUCCUGCACCAACAACUGCUCCCUCUUCUCGGUGUGCUGACGGAUGGACCAAAUUCACAACAAGAUACAUCUGCUAUAAGGUAUAUUACGAGGAAAGUGAAACAAGGACAUGGUUUGAGGCCAGGGAUUACUGCCGAGCAAUUGGAGGAGACCUACUAAGCAUCCACAGUGCUAGUGAAUUGCGACUGCAGAAACGCAGUCCUUACAGUUAUAGAAAUUUCUGGAUUGGACUUAGUGCCCCUGACCAAGGCACUGGUUAUGUGUGGAGCGACGGAUCCCCAGUAGACUUUCUGCACUGGGCAGAUGGAGAGCCGAACAACAAGAACAAUGUGGAAUCUUGUGUUGAAUUUAUUCCAAGCAACUGGCAUAAAACAGGAUCUUGGAAUGAUAAACAAUGUGAAGCUUAUAACAGGUUUAUUUGUCAGAUCCCUACAGGAGUUAUUCCCAAGCCACCUCCACCCCCCGCAACUAAAGAUUAUAACGUUACCUCUGAUGGGUGGCUGGAAUGGAGGGGAAAUCAGUAUUUAUUUCAAAAAACACGAAUGGCUAAUGAAGAUGCUCGGCAAUCCUGCAAAGAGAAACAUGGCGACCUUGUAACCAUUGACAGUGAAGCAGAACGUAUUUUUCUUUGGAAACAGAUACACAAAGUACAUGAUACUGUCUGGAUUGGUCUAACUGUGGAUCUCGACAAAUCAUUUGAGUGGAUGGAUGGUUCUCCAGUGAUUUAUCAAAUGUGGGAUGAAGGACAACCUAACUUUGCGAAUUUUGAUGAAAACUGUGUUGUCAUGUCUCUGCUCAAUGGAUUUUGGCAUGAUUACAACUGUGGAUUUGAAUUCAAGUCUAUUUGUAAGCGCAGUAGCUCACCACCUGUCAAUGCUACUGUGGCUCCUACAGUGCCACCUAAAGGUGGCUGCCAACAGGGAUGGAAAAAGUUUAACUAUAAGUGUUACAAGAUCAUAAACGACCAAAAUUUAACGUGGCAUGGAGCUAGGGAACAAUGCAAAGACAUGGAUGGAAACUUGGCCUCUAUUCGCUCAAGACAUGUGGAAGUCUUUUUAUUGUCUGAGAUGCUCAGUGCUCCAACUAUAGAUCUGUGGAUUGGUCUUCAUAGCACUUAUGAAAAUGGAUUUUUCUGGACUGAUGGACGGCCAAAAUCAUAUCUCAACCUGAGAUAUUUUGGCAGGCAUUGGCAUCCAAUCAUGUAUCGCCAUCACAUGUUAAUGGAUUUUGAUGAUGACGAGAAAAACUGUGUUGUCAUCAACACAAAAUCUUCCCUUGGAAUUGGUAAAUGGAUACCUAAGUCUUGCAAUGACACCAAUGGAUUUAUAUGUCAAAAAGAUGUUGACCCAGCUGUAAAUGAUCCUCCUGAACCAACAAUUUCUAACAACUACUUCAAAAUACCUAAUGAUUCCAUCAAGUUUGUUCCUGAACAAAUGAGCUGGGAUGCAGCUAAGAAGCACUGUGAAGCUGAUGGUGCCCAGCUGGCCAGCAUGCGAACUGAGUGGACACAGGCUUAUGUUGAGCUGCUGGCUAUGAAUCUCAAUCAUUCUAUAUGGAUUGGACUCAACAAACUGCAGGCCAAUGGCUAUUUCAGAUACAUUGCUGGGUGGCCAUUGCGAUUUACUCAAUGGGGUAAAAAUGAACCACGUAGAAAUGGUAACUGUGUCUAUGUGGAUGUGGAUGGAAAAUGGAAAACUGAUGACUGCAAUCGAAACAUCAGCAGUGUUUGCAUGAAGUCUACAGACAUACCACCAAGAGAUGAAUCAAAUGAUUUUCCUGGAAUUUGUCCAGAAGACCCAGACCCAACUCAUACAUGGAACCGCUACACCUGGAAACCUUUCAGAGGUUUCUGUUACAUGUUUUCCUCUGAGGAGAUAGAGUGGCAUAAUGCAGUUACCAGAUGUAUGGAACAUGGUGGAGUCCUCGCCAGCAUUGCAGAUGACCGUGAACAGGAGUUCAUACAAAAUAACAUUGCAACAUCAUUUCAAGACAAACAUACAUCUUACUGGAUGGGCCUGUUCAGAACUCAAAGAGGAGAAUGGUUAUGGUUAGAUAAAACGGUCAUGGACUACACUAACUGGAAAAAUGAUGGUCGCCCUUGGUCAAGAUUCCCUAGUAGCUAUGGUGUGAUAACAGCAGAAGACGGGACAUGGACUUCAGGGAGGCGAUGGGAUGAUAGAGCUUACAUCUGCAAAACAGCCAAAGUGUUAUUACCAACACCAUCGACAUUGCCAACUACUGGCAUAUUCUCUCAAGGUCACGGUCACACGGCUUUAAUAACUGUGUUAGUCAUUGCUGGAAUUGCAGUGGGAACAGGCAUUGCCUUCUUCCUGUUCAAGAAGACUGGUCGUCACAUACCACCCAUACAAAUCCCUGCAGGGCUAACUGCCUUUGACAACCCGCUUUUCAGCAACAACCGGUCGCAGCCAGACUUGGUGGACACUAAAAAUCUAGUGGGAAAUGCAGAUGAAGAUAACUCUCAACCCGUGAUAACUAUAUAAGUUUAAAAGCAACAAAAUUGGGAAUGAAGUAUUGGAUGUUUGGGAUUCUGGUCCAUUGGAAAAAUCAUAGAAGUGUAAUAUUACAAUAAUAUUACAAGUAGCAUGAAUGAAAUUGUAUUCUAAACUGCUGUAAAAGUUUUCUUUUUAAAAAAAGUAAUGACUCUGUCUAAUAACACUAAAAAUGAAAAUGAUUCAAUUAUUUCAAAUAAGGUGAAAAUCGAAUAAAACUUUGUGUUCAGCCAAUACAUCCAAAUACCACAAACCUUUUUUCUAAUACUAGUAGUCUGAACAAAGCUAAGGCAAGCACUAAGACCCUUAAAUAAGAUGCCUUAAUUCAUCUUAAAUUGAAAUUAUUGUAAAACAUAGGAAGCCUAAAUCUAAGUUGACGCAAGCAAAAGAAAAGUAGAGCACACUCGUUAACUCAAAGCAGUCAUAUAAAUCAGGUAGAGUCAAGUUUAAAAUUAUUCAUACCCUUGACAGAUUUAGAUUCUAAUUAUUUGCAUUCACCCUCAGUUUGUUUUUUCAUUGGAAAUAACCCAAUCACCUCUCUGAGUAUAGCAACACAUUGUACAAAAAAAAAUAAAUACACAUGUGUGUAAAAUAUGUCUUUAUUUACAUUUUAAUUAAAAAGAAUUGUCAAAAAUGAUUUGUACACUUCACAAUUAUUAAUGAAACAUCCUUGUCGUAACACCAUGAAUGUCUGUUUACAGUGGUAUUUGUAAUGACUAAUCAUGCUAAUGUUUAGCUUUCUCCAAACAUUCUCUGUUGUUUUUUUAUCAGUUAAGAAAAUCACUUUAAAUCUAUGUCUGGCAGGUGUGUCAACAAUUUUAGGCAUUGCAGUAGAAAAUAUUUAAAUAUUAUUUGAAAAAUCUAAACUUUCUUUGUCAGAUUGUUGUUUCUGUAGUAACAUUCUAAGAUGUGAAACCUGCUAAUAAACCUAUUAAUCUUUUUACACUAUACAUAGUUUUCUUUUUCUUUUUGUCUCAUUAACUCCAUUGUAUUAUAAAUGGAAUAAUUAUGAAAUUUAUGUGAUUAAUCUUGAAUCUUUCUGAAUGAUUACUUGAGAACUGUUGUUGGUUGGAUUAAACAUUUCUGGACAUGGA
Molecule: messenger RNA, 5466 nt
Organism: Fundulus heteroclitus (mummichog)
Lineage: Eukaryota; Metazoa; Chordata; Actinopteri; Cyprinodontiformes; Fundulidae
Product: macrophage mannose receptor 1
Exons: 32
Coding region: 77-4363 (1428 amino acids)
Molecular function (GO): signaling receptor activity
Source: RefSeq, a predicted model, not a curated record